GCACAGUCACAGUCAGGUACUGGAAAAACUGCAGCAUUUGUUUUGGCUAUGUUGAGUAGAGUUGAUCCGGAAUUUCAGUAUCCACAGGUAGUUUGUUUGUCCCCCACGUAUGAAUUAGCUCUUCAAACGGGAGAAGUUGCAGCAAUAAUGUCUACCUACUGUCCAAAUGUUUAUAUAAGGUUUGCUGUUAGUGGUGAAUGUGUUGAAAGAGGUUCCAAAAUAAAGGAACAAAUAAUUGUGGGUACACCUGCAACGGUUUUGGAUUGGGCGACUAAGUUCAAAUAUUUUGACCCAAAACAUAUUAAAGUGUUUGUGUUGGACGAAGCUGAUAUUAUGAUCAUGGGUCAUCAAAAUCGAUGUUUCCACAUUAGAAAGUUACUACCAGAAACAUGUCAAAUGAUUUUUUUUUCAUCCACAUAUUCAGAAGAUGCCAUGAUGUUCGCCAAUGCUAUUGCGCCUAUGUCUGUAAUCCUAAGAUUAAAACGCGAAGAAGAAACAUUGGGUAAUAUCAGACAAUACUACGUUAACUGCAACAACAAAGAAGAUAAAUACGAUAUAUUAAUGAAUAUUUGUGGAGCAGUGACUAUUGGACAAGCUUUGAUUUUUUGUCAGACAAAAAAAAUGGCUUCAUGGUUAGUUAAUCAAAUGGUAGAACAAGGACAUGCUGUUGCUUUGUUAUCCAGUAAACUCACAGUCCAACGAAGAAUAUCUGUCUUGGACCGUUUCCGCGAAGGAGAAGAAAAACUUCUAGUUACAACAAGCACAUUGUCUAGAGGCAUUGAUGUUGGGCAAGUCACGAUUGUUAUUAAUUUUGAUUUGCCAAUAACAGUCUCUCACGAACCUGAUUAUGAUACAUAUAUACAUAGAAUAGGACGAACUGGUCGUUUUGGUAAAAAAGGUAUUGCUAUUAACCUUGUAAGUGAUAGUUCGGACCAUUCUGUACUGAAGAAAAUCGAAGAACAUUUUGGUAAACCUAUUGAAUGUUUGAAUACAGACAAUGCAGACGACAUAGAAUGAUUGGAAGAAGAUGAUUGAUUUUUAAUAAUUAUAUGUAAUAUUUUUUCUUUAAGGGGACCUAACACUGACGUUUGUUGUUUCUGUCUUACAAGUGCGUAAAAUACCAAAUUUAUGACCAGCAGAUAACGUGUAGAUUUGUUAAUUUAAAAAUUAGAGUGAAUCGAACUAUACAAAACUUGAUGGUAAGAAAAUUAUCUGUGUUUGUAUGUGGGGUGUUUACGAUAGUU
Myzus persicae (green peach aphid) is the source of this 1244-nucleotide messenger RNA. Its product is annotated as ATP-dependent RNA helicase DDX19A-like. Gene Ontology annotation, biological process: poly(A)+ mRNA export from nucleus. Gene Ontology annotation, molecular function: RNA helicase activity; ATP binding; RNA binding. NCBI's taxonomy places the organism in Eukaryota, Metazoa, Arthropoda, Insecta, Hemiptera, Aphididae. The transcript has 6 exons. The record is from RefSeq and is a predicted model, not a curated record. Bases 49 to 1017 code for a protein of 322 amino acids. Gene Ontology annotation, cellular component: nucleus; cytoplasmic stress granule.